This is a messenger RNA of Fraxinus pennsylvanica, 2373 nucleotides long. Lineage: Eukaryota; Viridiplantae; Streptophyta; Magnoliopsida; Lamiales; Oleaceae. The record is from the annotation of a GenBank genome assembly.
AUGAAAGCCUUUGGGUGCUUUCUUGUCUUUUUUCUUUCAUUUUUCUCAUCCUUUUCUUCGGCUUUAACCGAUGCUGAGGCAGCUUAUAUAGCACGUCGUCAGCUUUUGCAACACCCACAUGAUGAUAGCCUUCCUAAUGACUUCGAAUUAGAGAUUGAUGCUAGUUUAACAUUCGCCAAUCCAAGGCUCAAGAAAGCCUACAUUGCCCUUCAAGCGUUCAAGAAAGCUAUUUAUUCAGAUCCACUGAACUUUACUGCUAAUUGGGGGGGUUCUAAUGUGUGCACCUACAAUGGUGUGUUCUGUGCGCAAGCGCUCGACGAUCCUAAACAGACUGUCGUCGCUGGGGUCGACUUGAACCACGCGGACAUUGCAGGACACCUACCUGUUGAGAUUGGUCACUUGGUGGACAUUAGUCUUCUCCACCUUAAUUCCAAUAGGUUUUGUGGGAUCAUUCCGAAAAGCAUUGCAAAGCUGACCCUUCUCUUUGAACUCGAUGUUAGCAACAAUCGCUUUGUUGGACCUUUCCCUGAGGUUGUCUUGGAGUUACCAUCUCUGAAAUACCUUGAUCUUAGGUACAAUGAUUUCGAAGGACCAUUGCCUCCCCAACUCUUCAAUAAGCCACUUGACGCACUUUUCUUGAAUGACAACCGGUUCCACUCAAUCAUCCCUGAAAAUUUAGGAAAUUCCACUGUUUCAGUGCUGGUUUUGUCAAACAACAAAAUCCAUGGUUGUAUUCCGAAGAGCAUUGGCAAAAUGGCAAACACACUGGAUGAAAUCCUUUUGUCAAACAAUGUACUCUCAGGUUGUUUGCCUGAAGAAAUAACACUCUUGAAGAGCGCCACAGUUUUCGACAUUAGCAAUAACAAGUUCGUUGGAGACCUACCCGUAGGCCUCGAAUACUUGCAGAGUGUGGAAGCUUUUGAUGCUGGACACAACGAGUUGAGAGGAAAGGUCCCGGAAAGUCUUUGCAGCCUACCAAGCUUGCAAAAUCUCACAUUUUCGAACAACUUUUUUGAGGCUAGAGAUGACGUUUGUGAACCUCAAGCAAUUCAAGGCCUUGUGGUAGAUGAUACAAACAAUUGUUUUGGGAAUUUGCCACACCAAAGAUCGGCUAAGGUUUGUUGGUCUGCAUUGAGGAAGCCAAUAGAUUGCACCAAAGCAGGAUGUAGGAGUUCGCCACCAGAAUCUGGUCCAAAGGACCCGCCCAAACAUACUCCGAUAAAACCAAACCCAAAGCCAGUAUCUCCACCACGACAAAAGCUGACGCCACCAACUAAGGCUGUGCCGGUUCCAUCCCAUUCGUUACCAAAUCCGACACCAAAACCAUCUCCCAAUCCUGUGAAACCUCCAUCAACCCGGUCGACACCAAAACCGCAACCACCAAAGCUUAAACCAGCUCCAACUCCAUUAGUUCCUACACCAACGCCAAAGGCUAACCCACCGAAGGUUUCCCCCUCAUCACCACCUACUCCGAGUGCUAAAUCAAAACCGCCACCAGUAUCGGUUCCUACCACACCAAUCCCUCCACGGGUGAAGACUCCACAACCACCAAACACUUUGGUUCCACCUCCAACUGUCAAAACACCAGUCUCAUCACCUCCACCAGCAGUUGCUUCACCCCUUCCUCCAAUUCAUUUACUACCACCACCGGUCUACUCACCCCCGCCACCAGUUUUCACUCCACCACCACCCGUGAGCUCACCUCCACCUCCACCUCCACCUCCACCUCCAUCUCCAUAUCUAGUUUUCUCCCCACCACCACCUGUCCAAUCACCUCCUCCACCCAUAAGCUCGCCACCGCCUCCAGUAUUCUCGCCACCACCACCCGUGCAGUCACCUCCGCCACCUCCAAUAUUCUCUCCACCACCACCCAUCCACUCACCGCCCCCACCACCUAAGAGCUCACCACCACCGCCUGUCCAAUCACCUCCCCCACCACCCAAGAGCUCACCACCACCUCCAGUAUUCUCCCCACCACCACCGGUCCAGUCACCUCCUCCACCACCCAAGAGCUCACCACCACCUCUAGUAUUCUCCCCACCACCACCGAUCCAGUCACCUCUUCCACCACCACCUCCACUUUUCUUCCCAGUCCAGUCACCUCCCCCCACACCAAAGAGCUCACCACCCCCUCCAGUUUUCUCCCCACCACCGCGUGUACAGUCACCUCCCCCACCACCCAAGAGCUCACCACCACCUCCAAUUGUCUCUCCAGCACCGCUUGUACAAUCACCUCCUCCUCCACCACCAGUAUCAUCUCCUCCUCCACCCGCUUCAUCACAAUCACCACCUCCGACGGAUGACUUCAUCCUCCCUCCAACCUUGGGCUUCCAAUAUGCAUCACCACCGCCGCCAUUUUUCCCGGGUUACUAA